This is a messenger RNA of Girardinichthys multiradiatus, 2517 nucleotides long. RefSeq names its product flavin-containing monooxygenase FMO GS-OX4. The coding region runs from base 640 to 2046 and encodes 468 amino acids. Gene Ontology annotation, molecular function: N,N-dimethylaniline monooxygenase activity; flavin adenine dinucleotide binding; NADP binding. The record is from RefSeq and is a predicted model, not a curated record. Lineage: Eukaryota; Metazoa; Chordata; Actinopteri; Cyprinodontiformes; Goodeidae. The transcript has 9 exons.
UGGAAGGGUUCGCUGUGGGCAUGCGCAGUUUGUGUGGUAUUGAGCGAUUUUUACGCAGCUUUGGUUCUGUUCUGAAAUGUGUUGGUUCUGUUUGUAAAAGUUCUGGUUAUCUUUCUCUGCUGAUUCAAGUACUGUUGUUUAAAGCUUAUCGGUCCAGUGACCCGUAAUAUCCCUGCUCUUGUCUUUCCGGUGUCAAAGUCCGAACCGGGUCCAGUCAGUCAGGUGUUACGUCGAUUCGCGUUUCCCCAUCAGAUACGGUUUCCCCAGCGUCUAAGGCGCGUGCUUGUUGCAGGCUCGGAACCGUCGCGCUGUGCUCGCGCCACACGGGAACUACGGUAACCCUGAAAGCUCAAAUAUCAUGUUUCGGAGAAGUCGAUCUACAUUUGUUGAACUAGUGUGUUGUUAAAUAAACUAAUAUAGACAGACAGACGGACGGACGUCGGGUACGUACGUAACACCGGCAUGGUCAUGAACUGAACCGAAGGUUCUGCUGCUUCUGGGUUUGAUGAAGCCAGGUUCGGUAAUCCUGGUGACUGCAGAUCUUCCGGGGUCUCAUUUAUUAACGUGGCGUGAAGCCUGAAACAGACGUACGUCACGCAAUAAAAAACUGACUUGAGCGGAGAAAGUUCAGUCCCUCACAUGACCUCUGACCCAUGGGUCCGCUCGUUUUGGAGACCGGGGAAACUGGCGGCGCAGAUGGAGAGGAGGGAACUGAAGGUGAGUCCAGCUCCUCCCUCUGAUUGGGUCAACAGGAUGUUGCAGCGAGUAGCGGUGGUGGGAGCGGGGGCAGCCGGACUCUGUGCAGCCCGGCAUAUCCUGUCCCGCCCCGGCAACUUUGCCCCCCCGGUGGUGUUUGAGCUCACUGGGAAUGUCGGCAGAACCUGGUCCUACGAAGAGCGCGUCGGAUCGUACUCCAACGGGAGGCCGGUGCUCAGCAGCAUGUACAGAGACCUCAGAACCAACCUGCCCAAAGAGGUGAUGAUGUUCCCUGACUUCCCCUUCGACCCCGAGCUGAGCAGCUUCCUGUCCCAUCAGGAGGUUCAGAGGUACCUGGAGAGGUACUGUGACAGCUUCCAAAUCGGGCCUCACAUCCGGUUCAACACUGCGGUGGAAAACAUCACGCCUGUUUCCAUGACAACAGUUAGUAGGGAAAGAAUGGUCACAUGGGAAGUGACAUCAUCGGAUUCAUUGGGUCAUCAGAAAACAGAGACAUUUGAUGCCGUUUUCAUUUGCUCAGGGCAUUAUUCCGACCCACACAUCCCACACAUCCCAGGGAUCCAGAACUUUAAAGGGAAGGUUCUGCACAGUCACUCGUACCGCUUCGCUGAACCGUUCUCAGGUCAGACAGUGGUGGUUCUGGGAGCUAAAUCUUCUGGACUGGACAUUUCCAUGGAACUGGUCAAAGCUGGAGCCAAGGUGAUUCUGAGUCACCGCCACCCUCCACUGACCGUUCCUCUUCCUCCUGGGAUUCAGCAGUCAAGCUCUGUGGCGGCGGUUGAGGCCAAUGGCAGCAUUCGCCUCCAGGACAGCUCGGUGUGUCAGGCUGAUGUCCUGAUGUUCUGCACCGGAUACAACUUCAGCUAUCCCUUCCUGGACUCGGCUCAGCUAGGUAUGGAGAUCCAGGACCACGUAGUGUCCCCGCUGUACCGAUACAUGAUGCCUCCUUCCUUCCCUUCAAUGUUCUUCAUCGGCAUCUGCAAGAUCAUCUGCCCCUUCCCCCACUUCAACUGCCAGGUCCAGUUCGCUCUGGCCGUGUUGGACGGGUCCGUCAUCUUACCUCCUCAGGAGCAGAUGGAGGAAGAGGUGCGGAGGGAGCAGCAGAAAAAGCUGGAGCAGGGAGUCCAGCAGCACCACCUGCUGAAGAUGGACCAGGAUCAGUGGGAAUACUGCGACGCGCUGGCUGGUUCUGCCGGCUUCCCGCUGCUCCUGCCGGUGGUCCGGAGCCUGUAUGAGGAGGUGUGGCGCCAGAGACAGAUUCACCCUGAAAACUACAGAGAGCUCAACUACCGGCUGGUGAGCGCCACCCAGUGGGAGCUGCUCAACUGACUGACGGAUCAGGAAGUUUCAGGAUCCAGCAGCUCUGCAGUGUGAGCAGGAAUCACCAUGGAGGAGUUCCUCCAACAAGUUCUUCAUAGACCCUCAGAACGUCCGGUUGAUCCUCCACAGAUCUGAUGUUCUUCAUGUGAUUCUCCUGCAUCACUUAAUGACUUUAAUUUUGUCACCAUAAAACCUAAUUUGAUUAGUUUCUUCCUCUGGCGCCACCUUCUGGUCAUGACAACUCAUCCUAAACUACCUCAGUAGCUCAAUUCUUCUUCAUUUCAUGUUUUCCAUUAAAUGUUGCACUUUGAAUGCUUCUUAAAAUCAUUGAAUUAUUAUUGAAUUUUGUCAGUUUGACAUCAUCAUUAUGGAAGCAAAUUGUUACCAUAUUUCAAAUGAAAAAGCAUUUCCAGAAAUACUUUUUCAUUUUAAGAAUGCGGCUGCAUUAUUUGACUCAUAAAUAAAAUUAGUAAUCAAUCA